This is a messenger RNA of Triplophysa dalaica, 5161 nucleotides long. It is a transcript of the gene furina, whose product is annotated as furin (paired basic amino acid cleaving enzyme) a. The record is from RefSeq and is a predicted model, not a curated record. Gene Ontology annotation, molecular function: serine-type endopeptidase activity. NCBI's taxonomy places the organism in Eukaryota, Metazoa, Chordata, Actinopteri, Cypriniformes, Nemacheilidae. Gene Ontology annotation, cellular component: Golgi membrane; trans-Golgi network. Gene Ontology annotation, biological process: peptide hormone processing. The transcript has 16 exons. Bases 279 to 2726 code for a protein of 815 amino acids.
GUCGUCUUUAAAACACUACUUUAUCGGCGUCUCGAGCUAACUUUUGCCCUUCGGACUCUAUUUAAUCCGGGCAGGCUCAUAUCAGCUUUGAGGCUGUUUAGUGGAUAUACCUUGUGUCCAAGGAACGAGGAGAGUAGAGGAAACCGAUGCUGUUGAGGUGAUUCCUGAACCCUUACGAAUCCAGCGCUCAUCCCGAGCUCUCUCCAUACAUGUGCCUUGAGCAGCUCAGGUAUCGCAGUGGGUCACUGUGCUGAGGGACUUGGUGACAUUAACAGCUCAUGCCUUGGUUAUUUCCAUCAUCUCUGAUGGAUCUCCGACUGACCUUAUUGACGCUCGGCACACUACUGAUUCUCGUGACCUCUGGGCCGCGACCAUCCAUUGGACAGAAGGUUUUCACGAACACGUGGGCCGUCCACAUAGCUGGGGGAGAGCAGGAAGCUGACCGGAUUGCCAAGACACAUGGCUUUGUAAACCAGGGGAAUAUAUUUGGAGAUUAUUAUCACUUUCAGCACCAUGCGGUGGAGAAGAGGUCUUUAUCAGAGCACAGUGAAACACACGACCGUCUCCAAUCAGAACCACAGGUACUGUGGGCGGAACAGCAGGUGGUGAGGCGAAGGACGAAGAGAGAUAUUUACUACGAGCCAGUCGAUCCGAAGUUUACACAGCAGUGGUACUUGAACAAUGAGGAACAUCGAGACCUCAACGUGAAAGAAGCCUGGAAGCAGGGAUUCACCGGACAAGGCGUCGUGGUGUCCAUUCUGGACGAUGGGAUCGAGAAAAAUCACCCAGACCUGAUUCAGAACUACGAUCCUGACGCUAGUUAUGAUGUAAACGACGGCGACCCAGACCCUCAGCCAAGAUACACCCAACUGAAUGAUAACAGACAUGGGACACGCUGUGCCGGCGAGGUCGCCGCUGUUGCCAACAAUGACAUCUGUGGCGUCGGGGUGGCAUACAAUGCCAAGAUCGGAGGGGUGCGAAUGUUGGAUGGUGAGGUCACAGACGUGGUGGAAGCUCAGUCCCUCAGUCUCAACCCACAGCACAUCGACGUCUACAGCGCCAGCUGGGGACCCGAAGAUGACGGCAAAACGGUGGAUGGACCCGCGAAAAUGGCCAAGGAAGCUUUUCUGCGCGGCGUGACAGAGGGCCGUGGUGGACGGGGCUCCAUCUUCGUUUGGGCGUCGGGGAAUGGGGGACGGGAGAGGGACAGCUGUAAUUGCGACGGCUACACCAACAGCAUCUACACGCUGUCUAUCAGCAGCAGCACGCAGAGCGGGAACGUGCCGUGGUACAGCGAGGCCUGCUCCUCCACGCUCGCCACAACCUACAGCAGCGGAGGACUCAAUGAGAAACAGAUUAUCACUACAGACCUCAGGCAGAAGUGCACAGACUCCCACACAGGCACCUCAGCCUCUGCUCCUCUGGCCGCCGGGAUCAUCGCCCUCGCACUCGAGGCAAAUAAAAACCUAACAUGGAGAGACAUGCAGCAUCUAGUCGUGAGGACAUCAAACCCCGCCCACCUCUCCACAAACGACUGGAAGAAAAAUGGAGUGGGUCGUCGAGUGAGCCAUUCAUAUGGAUAUGGAUUGUUGGACGCGGGGGCCAUAGUCGCUCUAGCAAAGAACUGGACAAAUGUUGGACCACAGCAGAAGUGUGUCCUGUCUAUGUUGUCUGAGCCUAGGAACAUCGGGAGUCAUUUGGUUAUCACUACAACUGUGGACGCCUGCGCUGGCACUCCCAACUUUGUGAGCUCGUUAGAGCACGCCCAAGCCCAGCUCACCCUGUCCUACAACCGCAGAGGAAAUCUGGCCAUCUACCUGGUCAGCCCACAGGGGACCCGAUCCACAUUGCUGGCACCACGACCUCACGAUUACUCCUCGGAGGGCUUCAAUGACUGGGCUUUCAUGACCACCCACUCCUGGGACGAGGACCCUCGUGGAGAAUGGAGCCUGGAGAUUGAAAACACGGCUGGAACCAGCGAUUACGGCACUUUGACUCAGUUCACUCUGGUCCUGUACGGCACUGCUUCCAGUUUGCCCGGCUCUUCCACGCCAGACUCCGGAGAGACAGUUGACAGCAGCUGCAAAACCUACGACCUCAAUCAGAUCUGCACAGAGUGUAACCCCGGGUUCUACCUGUACCAGAAGGGCUGCGUGAGAGACUGUUCACCCGGCUUCACGCCAGGCACCCGCUCCACUUUCCUCCCCAACAACGAGGUGUCGUCCGUCCACCACCCCGCCUGCCUGCCCUGUCACGAAGUCUGCCUCACCUGCAGUGCCACAGGACCUCAGGACUGCCUCUCCUGCCCCCCUCACAGCCACCUGGACCUGGUCACCAGCACCUGUUUGCACCAGAACCAGAUCCAUCGAGAGACUCAGGACAGUCGGACGGGCGGCGACGGCUCAUCCAGGAACCUCGGUCCCCAACUUGCCUCUCACCUGCCCGCAGUCGUGGCAAUGCUCAGCUGUGCCUUCAUCAUGGCCACGUUCGUGGUCGUGUUCGGCCUACUCCAGUUUCGCAGCCGCAAACAGAACAAACAGAACUCUGCUGAGGCGGUGCCGGGCUCCGGAUUACUGGUGGGGCUGGGAUUGAAUCGAACCGCAGUCGCAUAUAAGGGCAUCCCCAGCGUUUGGCGGGAGGACGACGUGAAUUCGGAGUCUGAGAACGAGGAGUUUGAUAUCCACAACGAGAGGACAGCCUUCAUCAAAACACAAAGUGCUCUUUAACCCUUUCUUCACCACGUCCCACCCUGUUGUCUCUUUUUGUAGCCACCGGUUGUUCUUCUCUUCUGGGGCUCUUCUGACUUCCUGUUUCUCUCUCUCUGGGUUUUUUUCGUGUUUUUCUCACCUCUAUUAGUUUUGAGCCAUGAUUCACGUUGAUUGAUGCGGUGCCUCUGUGUGGAACGCUUCCAAUCCCAACGAGGAGAUGUUGAUCGGGAUGUCUUUAAACAAUAAAAAUGUGUUUAUGGUUUGGGCCUCUUCCUUGAGAUUUAAAAAUGAAGGAGGGUUUUUUUUAUAGAGUGAGUGUAACCGUUUAUAUAAAGUCAGACCGCGUGGCAGCAAUUUAACGCCGCUGGCUUUGCAGGGAGCCUUUUAGAAGAACAUAUCACUAUUUGUCCAUGGUCAGGAUCUAAAGACAAGGACGUGUCGUGUUUUACAUACACACUUGGUUGUAGAGCUCACUGCUCCCCCAAGAGCUUUUACAUGGAUAUAUUUUUGUGGGAAGUUCAAAGAUUACUUCACCCAAUAAUAAAUCUUUUGUAAUUUACUCACGCUGAGGAUGUUAAGAAUCCAUGUGACCUUUCUGUGAACAAAAAAUAUGAAAGAUAUUUUAAUGGUUUGUGUGAAAUUACAAACGAUUUGGAUCAUAUGAUAGCUUAUGUUUGCUUUAUACGUCACACAAAGCUGUGUUGCUUUAAAAAAACGUUUUAUGAUUUUUCAAUUAAACGAUUAAACGCAUCCAGAAUUAGAGUACAUGUUUACUUAAUAUUUAACAGUACAUAUUUAUUUAAAACGUUGUUUAAGAGAAAUAUAAAAUCAUAUGUUUAUGUAUAAUAUACAUAUGAUGUUUUUAUUGUGCAUUCCAAUUAAUAUCAUUCAACUGCAGUUAGUUGGUUUGUUUUGAUCUAAGCCAUAAUAACUAAAAAAAUACAGCUGACCAACAACAUAAAAAAGAUUUUUUUACUCAUUUUGGAAACAAAGUAUUCUUAUUCCUAAAUAUUUAUUUGUAUGUGUUUGUGUUUCUAAAUACUAAAUAAAUAUGCACAAUACACAGGAAUAUAUUAUGCAAACACAAACUUUUAUUCUGGAUGCAAUUAAUCGUAGGAACAGCCCUACUUUGGACACAAACAGCUACAAUCACCAUUUGUAUUCAUUGUAUAAAACCGACUAUCCUGAUUAUGGCUUAAAAUUUAUCUUGGUUUUCACGAAAGAAAGCUUUUCAUGUGGGUUUGAAAUGUUACGAGGAUUAGUAAAUGACAGAUUUUGUCCAGUAAACAUGUUAUCUUUAAAACCUGUAACCCUCCGCUACAGUCAUGAGGGUAAAAUACUAGACAAGAUUUCUUCCGGAGGACAUGACAUCCUUUUUAUGCUCAUAGUGGUUGUUCGUGUAGCUGAUGGGUGAGGUCAGGGGUCCUCAGCAUUCUGCCGUCAUCAUAUGCUGGUUUAGCAUUAUCUGCUUCUCAAAAAUAUUGUUGUUGCUGAACAAAGCAUCAGUUUAUAGAGAAAGAGCGUACUGUGGCCAGUUAUAAAACACUCACAAACUAUUUACGCUCUCUGCAGCCUUGUAAAAUUUGUAGUCGUACCAGACUGUUGUUCAUCGGGUAACCAAACACUCUUAUCACAGUAGAUGCAUCAGUACAGUUUAUUUGAAUUCAAAAUGCAUCCUGUUUAUCUUCGCCCACCCCUUUUUUUUUUACUCACUGUGGGUGUUAAAUAUCUCAAGACUUUACAGUGUUGUUGUUUCCUUCCGUUAAAUAAGUUGCCCUCUUGCAAAACAAUUGUUUUGCUCCAUAGCAAUAGAAAAAUUGAAUAUGAAAAUAUAAAAUUUAUAUACGCCCCCCCUUCAGUGCUGAUUGGGAAUUACAGCAGUGCAUUUAAAAGCCUCAAGAUAUGACCAAAGACCAGAGGAUAAAUAUCUGUUUUACCAAAAGGAAUAACCUAUGUGAAAAAUACAAUUAAUGUGAUUAUUUUUUUUAUUUAAUUAUUCUCCGAAAUGUGUGUAAAGGGGCUGUUGUAAUCCUGAGAUCUAUUGUAUUGCGGUCACAACGCCUUGGUGUAACGGAAAAAGAUUUUACACCAGCCAAACUCAGUCUGGCUUCACCUUUAUGUUGCAAUGAUUUGGUUGCAUAAGCUUUAAUGUCAUUGUGUUCAUGCUCAAGCCUCAUUCACACUAAACUUUCAGGACUCAUAGGAUGUUACUUCCACCUGUACAAGAAUCAACUGAUGCAUGUAGAGCCCCGAAUUAAAGAUACCAAUCAUUUGUAUGACUACCUGAGAUGGGACAGCUAUAUAAGAAUAAGGCCUAUUUUUGUACUAUAUAUGGUGCAUUGUCAUUUACAUGUAGCCUAAUUUAAAGAUUAUUUUGCUCUUUAUUUCUUAUUUAAUUGAUGUCAAUAUGCGAAUUAUAGAUUAUACAAAAUUAAAAAUCUAUGCAAACCUCA